Parus major (Great Tit) is the source of this 4030-nucleotide messenger RNA. RefSeq names its product regulator of G protein signaling 22 (gene RGS22). The coding region runs from base 89 to 3823 and encodes 1244 amino acids. The record is from RefSeq and is a predicted model, not a curated record. NCBI's taxonomy places the organism in Eukaryota, Metazoa, Chordata, Aves, Passeriformes, Paridae. Gene Ontology annotation, biological process: regulation of signal transduction. Gene Ontology annotation, molecular function: G-protein alpha-subunit binding. The transcript is spliced from 28 exons.
CCCCGGGAUCUGACCCGUGAGGCCGCUGCUGCCGCUGCCCCCCGGGAUCUCACCCGUGCGGGCGCGGCCGGCGGGUGCCGGAGCCGGGAUGCGCUCCAAGAGGCUCACCACGGAACCUCCAUCUAUAACAGAAGAAAUGUUAGAAGAAUGCUUAGCCACAGAUGAUAUGCUUGUGGAUUACUUUAAUGAAUUUUUGAGUCUUCCGACAUUUCCCCAGCCCGUGAAGUUUAACUCUGAUGUUGGUGCUUUUGAAGUAGUUAAUUAUGCCCCACAAUGCCUGGAAAGCCAGCUGAAAAAAAAUCUACAUGAUCAAAAACCUCUAAGCCCCAUUUAUGAUGUUCUAAGCAAAGAAAAGAAUGAUGGGCAGCUCUCCAAAAGGCACGGUGCUUCUUCACCCUUCAGUAUUGAUCAAAAUUACAACACUAUGCAACUUGAUCAAGAGCAAGCAAUUGAGUGGAUUAAGAAAGAAAGGCUUCCAGCAUUUCUAGAAAGUGACUGUUAUUUUGAAUACAGACUAGCUAAAUUGAUAUCACAGGUAGAAUGGAGCAAGACUGGCAUUAAUUUCAUUAUAGAUAGUGACUACUCUCCCUGGAUAAGGAAGCAAAGUCCUCGUUCUCCCCCUUCUGAGGAGGAUGACUCUUCAUUGACUUCAUUGAUGAUGAAGAAGUUCUAUGUAACACUUGGCGAGGCUACAGUUUCUCAGGUAAAGGAUUGGUUUACAUUGGCAAAACAAGGUGAUUCUGUGAAAACUACAGAUUCAUCUACACAUGCUGUAGCUUCUAGUAAAAUUCAAGAUACUCAGUAUUUGUCUGGGCAGCAUGAAAGAGAUAAAUCAUCACCUGAAAAAGGUUCCCUUCUGGGGACAGCAUCUUCAAAAGCCUAUGUUACCAGUGAGAGAUCUGAAGAGGCUGAGGAGGGCUGCUCUGUGGCCAUUGUUGAGUCUUCUUCCCACACGCAGUCAAGAGUUUAUCUAAACCCAAAAUGGCACAGUGCAGCAAAAGAAGAAAAUGAACAGGGAAGCACAACUUUUCAGACAGCAGAAGAAUUCAUACCAGCAUCCUCUCAAAUUGCAAUGGAGGAACCCACUUCAGAGCUGACCCACCAGCCAGCUGCUGACACUGAAACCUUGGACUGCAAGGAAGAUGUAGAGAAACAAGGUCCUGAACAAGUAAGCUUGAGUUCAAGUUCAGAAAGUGUUGGGCCAGACAGCAGGGCUGCCUGGUGUAUUAGCCACGGGACUUACGACACUGGCAACAGACAUGAGUUUGAAAGGUUCAAGAAGUUCAUUAAAGGAACACUUGGGGAGAGAUACUGGUGGCUCUGGAUGGAUAUUGAAAGACUAAAGGCUCUUAAGAACACUACAAGGCAACAAAGGCAACUCAGUAAGAUGAAAAAACUGUACCUGCUGAGCAGUGGAGACUAUUUCCUCAGUUCAGAAGUGUUGCUCAGACUUGAACUACUGCAUGGAGAUCAGUGGAAUAUAAUGCAUUUAAGACAGAUUCAGCCUGAAGUAGUGAAACCACUACUUCUUUACUGGGGUCCCAGAUUUUGUGUCACUCAUUCAACAGCAAUAGAUGCUGCCAGUGCAAAACUGAAGUUCUGGCACACAUGUCAAGAGAGACCAAGAGUGGAUAUUGAUCCUUUCCCACAAAUAGUAUCAUUGUUACCAUUGACCCAAAAGUCUGACAUACCACCUUCCCUUCUUCAGAGAUCAUCAGGAUUACCACCUACUCUCACAGGGAGUCAGUUUCUCCAAAGGAAUGACAUUUCUAGCAGUAGAAUGUGGCCAAUGUUUGUGAGCACAGACAUGUUUCAUAGCGUAGCUCUGGAUGGGACCAAAGUCUCAAAAUACCAGGGUCAUAGAAAGUACACCUAUGCUGAGCUGCUCCAUGAGAAAAGUGCUGCUGGCAGUGUUGUCUUCAGGGGAUCAGGAAUUGAAAGCAUGCUGCAGUCUCUUUAUUUGGAGAACAGAGCAGGCUACUAUUUCACACAAUUCUGUGAGAAGUCAGGGAAUAAGUUGUGGAAGAACUGCGUGUACUUUUGGUUCGAUCUACAGACUUAUAAUCAGCUUUUUUACCAAGAAACACUUCAACAUUUUCAAAUACGCAAUCAAGCUCAAUUCCUUUAUGCAAAUUACAUUGCUCCAUCUGCCAGUAUGGACAUUGGACUUAAUCAGAAUAAGAAAAACAUGAUUUAUCACAAAAUUCACCCAGCUUUUGAGGAUCUUUUUGACACAGCAGAAGAACAUAUCCUCGCUAUUCUACUGGAACCAUGGAUGAAGAUGGUGGAAGCAGAUGAAUACACUUAUAGAAAGGUGGAGUUGGUGGAAGAAACUCAACAGCUGGACUCCGUGUACUUUAGAGAGCUCCAGGCUUUGCAUCAAGUGAGUAGUUCCAAGAAGGAUGAGGGUCCGGUUGCUGACACAGGGGCACUUGUAGAAGAUCAGAAUUUCCAUCAAGCUCCCAAAGAAUUGGCAGGUCCUAAUCUAUCUGACCUGAUCCAUGACAAAAAGAAGUUAGAACAGUUCCGGGCUUUUCUUAAUAAGCAUUCUGCUAGCAUGGAUCUCAUGUGCUGGCUAGAUAUUGAAGAGUUCAGAAAGAUGCUCCACACAGAUAAAGAAAAAAGUGAUGAAAAAUCCAAAGACAUUAAAACCAAGUACUUAAACAACAAGUACUUCUUUGGACCCAACAGCCCAGCUACCAGAGAACAACAAGAAAAGCUAAUGCAUUCAGGUGGAGGAAGGAGACAAAGCCUUCGUGAUCAGCUUUCGACAGCGGUUCUGCUAGAAGUUCAGCAAUGCACCCAGAAGAGAUUAGAAAAACAAUGGCUGCCAUUGUUCCUGGCAGAUGAACACCAUGGGGUGGAGGGACAAGCAGAGGUAAGGGACAUAGCUGAAGAUCUUUCACACAAAGACCAGCAAAAGAAAACCAUGAUGCGGAAGCAUGUGGACAAUGAGAGUGUUUCUUCAUCUAGUGAAAUAAUUGCUUUCCGUAAAGCACUGUUGGAUCCAGUGACAGCAAAUCUGUUUCAACGAUUUGUGGCACUGAAGGGAGACCUACUGGGGAAUGGAGUGCUCUUUUGGCAAGAGGUGCAAAAGUAUAAGGACCUGUGCCAUUCACAUUGUGCUGAUGCCAUAGUCCAGAAAAAGAUCACAGCUAUUAUUGACUGCUUUAUUAAUUCUGCCAUACCCCCAGCUUUGCAGAUUGACAUCCCACCUGAACAAGCAAAGAAGAUUGUGGAGCACAGGAAAGAACUUGGACCCUACAUUUUUAGAGAGGCACAGAUGAGUAUUUUUGCUCUUCUGUUUAAAUUUUGGCCAGAAUUUUGUAAGUUCCAAAGCAAUCUGGAUAGUGACAAAAUUCUAGUUGCCUUGGAGGAAAAAAAGGAAAAAGAGAUGCGAAAGAAGGAAGGGAUAACAGCAAAGAAUUUGCAGGGUAAAGAAAUGGGGAGAAAACUCAUGAACUUGACUCAGCUUAAGUCCUUGGCUCAACCUAAGUCCUUGACUCAACCUAAGUCUUUGACUCAGCCUGAUCCCUUGACUCAGCUCAAGCCCUUGACUCAAGUGCCAAAGAGUGCUUUGCUAGAUGAGCUUAAUACAAAGAGGAGAUCAUCAACAUCUUUAGCACCUGUAGAUGGAUCUGAGAGGAAGGCUUCCUGGUCCUAUUCCAUGUACAUAGAAGCCUUGGAGCAAGAAAAAAUACUCAUUAAAAAGCAAGAAGAUCUGGAGAAAACCUCAUCAUUCCCUCCAGGUUCCUUGUCUAUGUCCACCCUGAAGCCUGAAAGUUCUGUGAAAGCCACUAUUCCUAUGAAGCAUAAACUCUGAAUCCUCACAAGAAGCAGGAAGCACAUUAAAAUCUCUCUGAGGAAGGGAAUGCAGAGACAUUCAAUGGAGGUGGCUAGGAGACACAAAUGUAAUGUGCAUGCAAGGUUUGUUCUUACAAUUCUAGAGCAAAGAUGAUGACUUGGAAUAUUAGCAAGAACCAUGGGAUCAAGGGUAGAAAAUAAACAUGUUCCAAUGUGUUCCAUAUCA